AUACCACAAAACAAAGACACAACAUCAACAUCAAAAUGCCCCCCCUCCCCCCCCGCACCGCAUCCAUCACCCGGAUAACCAACGAAACCAAGAUCCAAAUCUCCCUCUCGCUGGACGGAGGCAUCCUCCCCCCCUACGAACCAUGCAGUCACUUCCCGGCGCCCACAGACCCAACCGAAGCCGAGGCAAGCAAGAAGGGGAUUAUCCCAAACAAAGCCUCACCGCACGCCACACAAUUCACCCCAACGCAGCAAAUCACCAUUAACACGGGCAUUGGAUUCCUGGAUCAUAUGUUGCAUGCGUUGGCGAAGCAUGGGGGGUGGAGUUUGGCUGUGAGAGCUAAGGGGGAUCUUUUUAUCGACGACCACCACACAACGGAAGAUACAUUCCUCGCUCUAGGCAGCGCAUUCACCGAAGCACUCGGGGCAAGACAAUCGCUUGCGCGAUUCGGACGGGGCGAUGCGCCGCUGGACGAGGCGUUGUCGUGGGCGGUGAUUGAUCUGUCGAGUCGGCCGUGGGCGGUGAUUAACAUUGGGUUCCGGAGGGAGAAGAUUGGGGAUUUGAGUACGGAGAUGAUUACGCAUGGAUUGCAGAGUUUUGCGCAGGCCGCGGGAGUGACGCUGCAUGUGGGGUGCACGUAUGGUGAUAAUGAUCAUCAUCGGGCGGAGAGUGCGUUUAAGGCGUUGGCGGUGGCGAUUCGGACGGCUUGUACGAGACGCGUGGAGGGGGAGGUUGGGGCCGGGGAUGUGGUUAGUACGAAGGGGGUUCUUUAAAUAUUUUAUGUGUAGAUGGAUGGUAUGUUG
Aspergillus neoniger CBS 115656 is the source of this 803-nucleotide messenger RNA. RefSeq names its product imidazoleglycerol-phosphate dehydratase HIS3 (gene his3). The coding region runs from base 36 to 773 and encodes 245 amino acids. Gene Ontology annotation, molecular function: imidazoleglycerol-phosphate dehydratase activity. The record is from RefSeq and is a predicted model, not a curated record. NCBI's taxonomy places the organism in Eukaryota, Fungi, Ascomycota, Eurotiomycetes, Eurotiales, Aspergillaceae. Gene Ontology annotation, biological process: L-histidine biosynthetic process. The transcript has 2 exons.